CUGCUCACAGGACUUGGGACGGCCCUGACCCAACCCAGGGAGGGUCUGGGGGAGCAGGCCUUCAACCCAAGGCCAACUGAAGCAUCGAGUAAGCAGAAGGCAAAAAAUACUGGUCACUGCUGACUGCCAGGCUGACCAAGUUCUCCCGGGUUGUUGGCUUGUGCUUUGUGUGCAAAGACAAGGCACUUCUGCUGCAUGAGGAGUAAAUGCAGUGAAGAGACUCUUUGUGGGUGCCACUUGAAGGGAGUUGGAGGAGUCCUUCAUGCUCAUGUGCUCACCGGGGCUUGUCCAAGCCGGUCCACCAAAUGCAAAAUUAACUUCAUAAAUAUGCUGCUAUCCUUUUGAUAAGAACUGGGAGGGUAGGGAUACUCCUGGAAGGAGCCACCUUAUUUCAAAAACCUUCUGACCAUGCCUAGAAAUUCUCUGUUGUUUGCUAGAUUUGAAACUUUCUGGGCUGGGGUGAGAGGAACCACAAAGAUUGUCCAUGGCAGAUAAGCCUCUUUUGGUCUCUUAUUCACUGGAGGUGGGAUGGGGAGAGGGGUGUCCUUUAUUUUCAGACAGUUUAAUUCUUAUGUAUUAAGUGCCCUGUAGACUAAGCAGCUAAGAGUUAUCAGGGUCUGUGUGUGUGUGUCAUGUGUGUGACAUGUAUGGUGAAUGUAGGUAUGUGUGGUAUGUGUUUGGGGUGUGUAAGGUAUUUGUGUGUUGUGUGUUAUUGCAUUUAUUUUAUUCAUUUUUUGUUUUUUUGAAAUAGGGUUUCUCUGUAUAGCCUUGGCUGUCCUGGACUUGCUUUGUAGACCAGGCUGGCCUUGAACACUCUGCUUGCCUCUGCCUCCCUGAGUGCUGAGAUUACAAGUGUGCACCCCUGUGCCCGGCUCAUUUAUUUAUCUUUCUGUAUGUGUGUGUGAGCACAGAGCACAUACGGAAGUCAGAGGACAGCUUUUGGGAGUCGGUUUUCUCCUUUCAUCCUGUGGGUCCAAAGCACCAAGCUCAGACAGUUUGAACGCGCUUGAUGACUUUUUCAAAGGGAAAUUGAACUCGGGAGUUGGAGAAGUGGCAAGCACAAGAGGAGAAAGGCAGAGUGGCUAGAUGAAGGUCAGGCCACUCGGCUCCUACCUCAGCAGUCAGACUGAUGAGGCCAAUGUAGUUCAUGGCCUCCCAGAGCCCACGAGAAUAGAAGCAACCAGUGGGCUGGAUGAGAGAAAGGCUUUUCCUGUCCUGAGUUAUAGGCAAUAAGACAAUUUGAUGACGGUCUCCAUGACCGUGGAGGGCUUUAAGAAUGUGCAAAAUGAUUGCCUCUUUUCUUCCUUUUUUUCCUGGAAGAGAUAAGGAACUGGGUUUCUAUUAUCCAAGGAAGGACAGGGCCUCCAGAUUGAGGAAGGAGUUAUCUAGGGGAGCAGAGCACAGAACCCAACAAGAAGGGAAGAAGGGCGUGGUUCCAGGCUCCCAAGAGAGCAGUUAAGGCUCAGAGCACACUCCUGCCCGACCUCACCCACCUCCCCCUCCCUCUCACUCCCAUGAGGGGCAUCUUACUCCUUCAACAUCCCUCGCCAGCACACCCACCACCCAGAACCCCAGCACUGUCCAGCCGAAGCUUCAGACCCCUUCCUCCAAACCAGACGCUUCCUUUUUUCUCUUCCUCCUCCCUCCUUCAGUCCCGUUGCCUGUGGCCUUGCUUCAGGCUUAUCCCUGAAGUCAUCUCUGAUCAUAUGGCUUUCUCCUCUCCCUCACGCUCUCUCUCUAUAUUCUAUAUAUACUAGGUUCUGGCAAAACACUAACUCUAACCUGGUCCUUAUUGUCUCUCUGUCUCAGCCUCUGGACACACUGUGGACCUGUCUCUUCCUGCCAGAAUGCCCCCGUUGGCUUCUUGGCAGCUGCUGCUUCUCCUCUUUGUCACCACCUUUGGGGAGCCGUUGGCAAAGGUGGCACCUGUGGUGAAGCCUGGACCCUCAGGCCGGCGGCCCGGCGGACUGCAGGAACUCGUCAAUGCCUGGGAAAAGGGCCCGCGGUGUGCAGAGAGGAAGCCUGGGGCUGCAGGGCCGCGCGCUCGCAGGGCAUCGCCGUGCCCGCCCGUCGAGAGCUCCUCGGGGCGCCAGCGGCCCCUGUGCGCCGCCGGGAGUCGCCUGAUUCCCGCGCCCCGCGGAGCGGUGCUGGUGCAGCGCGAGAAGGACCUGUCAGCCUACAACUGGAACUCGUUCGGCCUGCGCUACGGCAGGCGGCAGGCGGCGCGGGCUGCACCGGCGGCGCGGGGCUGAGUGCCGGCGUACUGCAGCCCAGCCUGCAGCAUCCGGGCCAGCGCAGGGGGCUUCUGGAUCGGGGCAAUAAAAGCAAAGCUGCCGUCUCA
Molecule: messenger RNA, 2341 nt
Organism: Meriones unguiculatus (Mongolian gerbil)
Lineage: Eukaryota; Metazoa; Chordata; Mammalia; Rodentia; Muridae
Gene: Kiss1
Product: KiSS-1 metastasis suppressor
Exons: 2
Coding region: 1848-2252 (134 amino acids)
Biological process (GO): positive regulation of cytosolic calcium ion concentration; G protein-coupled receptor signaling pathway
Cellular component (GO): neuron projection
Molecular function (GO): kisspeptin receptor binding
Source: RefSeq, a predicted model, not a curated record